AUGUAUAACAUAUCAAGAUUAUGGAAAUGUUUUCUUGGAGUUUAUUAUUUAUCAGUCGAUGAAUACACUGGAUAUUUAAGAAAAGGAAAAUCUUGUGUUUAUGAUAAGAUUAGGGAUGACACUUUUAGAACUUUGGCUACUGAUCAAAGGUUUCUGACAAAAGUUAAUGAAGAAAUGUUAAUUCAAAUCACAUAUGUUCAAGGAAUGAAUGUAUUAGCAGCACCUUUCUUAUUUGUGAUGCCAGAAUUAGAUGCAUUUUAUUCAUUUUCAGCGUUUAUUCAACAUUUUUGUCCAUUAUAUGUCACACCUAAUUUAGAAGGUUUGUUGGAUAAAUGCCUAGAAAUUAUUGAUUCAAAUUUAUUCAUUUAUUUAAAAUCGAAAAAUCUUACGGCUGAAAUUUAUGCAUUUCCAUCUGUUCUUACGUUCUGUGCAUGUACACCACCACUUGAUCAAGUAUUGAAACUUUGGGAUUUUUUAUUUGCUUAUGGGGUACACUUGAAUAUUUUAUGUGUUAUUGCUCAACUUGUGUUAAUGAGAAAUCAAUUAUUGGAAUCUCCAAGUCCAAUGAAUUUAUUAAGAAAAAUGCCAGAAUUAAAAGCAAAGCCAAUAAUAAAUUUAACAUUACAACUUGUUCAUCAAAUACCAAAGGAUUUGUAUGAUUUAUUAGUUAGACAUCCAAUUGAAUUUAGUGAAAUUUGA
Messenger RNA from Entrophospora sp. SA101, 699 nucleotides. The record is from the annotation of a GenBank genome assembly. NCBI's taxonomy places the organism in Eukaryota, Fungi, Glomeromycota, Glomeromycetes, Entrophosporales, Entrophosporaceae.